GAGGUUCAGUCAGCAGGAGACGAGCGGCUGAACGGUUCUGGAUCCAACAUGUCUGGGGAAGACGCUCAGGGGUUCAUGGGAGCCGUAGAUCCAAACGAGAGGAGGAUUGUUCUGGUAGGGAAGACCGGCGUGGGGAAGAGUGCCGCAGGAAACACCAUCCUGGGGAGGGAAGCCUUCGAGUCGGAGCUGUCUCCGUCUUCCCUGACGUCCGACUGUCACAAGGCCAAAGGGUCGGUGGAUGGCCGGCCGGUGGCUGUCAUCGAUACUCCGGGACUGUUCGACACCAACUUCACCCAGGAGGAAGUGCUGAGCAGGAUCAAGAGGUGCAUUUCCCUGUCGUCUCCGGGUCCUCACGCCUUCCUGGUGGUCCUGCAGCCGGGCCGGUUCACCCAGGAGGAGAAAGACACCGUGCAGAUGAUCCAGACCACGUUCGGCGAGGAAGCAGCCAGAUACACGAUGGUGCUGUUCACACACGGAGACCAGCUGAAGAAGCAGACGAUCGAAGGCUUCGUCUCCGAAAGUCCCGACCUGGUCGCCCUCAUUCGGAGUUGCUCCAACAGAUACCACGUCUUCAACAACGAGGUUAAAGACCUCACGCAAACCAGCGAACUGCUGGACAAAAUCGACAGGAUGACGACGGCCAACGGUGGAAGCUUCUACAGCAACGACAUGUUCGCGAGGGCGGAGGCCGCCAUCGAGGAGGAGAAGGAGCGACUGCUGAAGGAGAUGGAGGAGGAGAGGCAGAGGGAGCUGGAGGAGCUCAGGGUGAAAUGCUCGGGGAAAGUCUACCACCGGGAGGAGACCCGGGUCAACCUCAGGUACCAGUUCCAGGCCCGGACUCGCGCGGAGAAGUCCAACAACUUCAUCGCCUCGCCGACAAUCGCUCUGGCCACGAGCUGCGGCGCCGCCAUCGGAGGCGUCCUGGGCAUUGCCGCAGGUCCGAUUGGUUUGGCGGUCGGAGUCGUGGCCGGCGCCGCUGCCGGAGCUGCCGUCGGUGCGAUAGCCGUGGGAGUCUCCAAACACUGCGUUCUGCAGUGAAGACAGGGCCCCACGCUGGAGGCUAAAUAGAUUUAAAAACUAUUUUAUCCUGUUCUCAAUAAGGCUACUUAAUAGCAGCAAAUGAAAUAUAAAGGAUGGUUAUCUUUGAACUGUGUUAUUGAAAUGGUAUCAUCUAGUACACACACUCUGUGGUCUAUGUCUAUGUAAAUAUGGUGUAUGUUCUUGUCCUUGAGGAGUCCCUGUCCUUUGUUGUUGAUUCUUGUUGUCUGUGGGCGCAGCAUGGGUUAAAGCCCAACCCGAAUUUCCCACACGUGGGACAAUAAAGUGUAUCUUAAUCUUAAGACAACCCGACCUUUGCGAUUCCUGGAAAGGUUCCACCUAGGAAAUCUGUUUUGAUCUGCUCGGAUGAACCAACCCUAGCUUUGCUACCGUGUCAUAGCAACUCUCACGGUAACUUCACCCUUUUUUUCUUUCCUUGGAGACGUUUCACCUUCUUUCCUGAAGAUUUCAUCAGUUUGAACGAAUUAAUUUUCCAGAUAGAAUGUUAAACAUCUUCAAGAAGAGAAACAGCAGCCGCCUCGUUUCAAGGCUGAGAGCUGGUCCUGGUUUGGGAGUGACUGCCAUCUAGUAGUGGAGGAGGGAGCUACAUCCAUCUAGUGGUGGAGGAGGGAGCUACAUCCAUCUAGUGGUGGAGGAGGGAGCUACAUCCAUCUAGUGGUGGAGGAGGGAGCUACAUCCAUCUAGUGGUGGAGGAGGGAGUUACAUCCAUCUAGUGGUGGAGGAGGGAGCUACAUCCAUCUAGUGGUGGAGGAGGGAGUUACAUCCAUCUAGUGGUGGAGGAGGGAGCUACAUCCAUCUAGUGGUGGAGGAGGGAGCUACACCCAUCUAGUGGUGGAGGAGGGAGCUACAUCCAUCUAGUGGUGGAGCCCAUCGCCCCAGAUUGACAUAGAAAAACGAAAUUCGCUACACAUGUACAACAUGUCAAGACGCACCAAAAAGUCUCCUGGACCAAAACCCUAACGCCAACAGGAAGUCGGCCAUCUAGAAUAGAAUGACCAAUUGUUCGCCAUUCUCACACAUCAUAUUUGAACGAACUAGUCCUAGGGAUUUUAUCACACCUUCUUCUGAUUGGUCGAUAUAGUUCCUACUUUCUGCAAUAACUUUUGAAUGGUUUGAUAUAAAGACUCGUGGGUGGUGUCAUCGGACUCAGUUUUGAGUCCUUGACCAUAAUUGGUGCAAAUUAGCCCCGCCCCUUCUUCUGAUUGAUCGAUAUUUGAUAGUUCCUAUUUUCUGCCAUAACUUUUGACUGGUUUGACAUAAAGAAUCAUGGUUGGUGUCAUCGGACUUAGUUUUGAGUCCUUGACUUUUAUUGGUGAAAAUUGCACGCGCGAGGGCCCGUUCAUCGCUGCUUGCAGCUUUAAUUGCUUUUUGUAUUUGUUGGUGUAAAUAAAUGUGCAGAAACAUCUUAAUGGGACCUUUCUGAAGUCUGCAGUCUCAAUGUUGUUUUUCAAUGAAUAAAAUAAAAAACCUCAUGUAACAUGUUGGACAUAAACAUCUGUGAAGCCAGAGCAAUGAUUUUGGAAAUGUAUAUAUUAUUUAAUGAUUAAUUAAUUAAAGAACUAGUAAAUCCUGAGGUGAUGAGUUUC
This is a messenger RNA of Cololabis saira (Pacific saury), 2645 nucleotides long. RefSeq names its product GTPase IMAP family member 9-like. The record is from RefSeq and is a predicted model, not a curated record. The transcript has 2 exons. NCBI's taxonomy places the organism in Eukaryota, Metazoa, Chordata, Actinopteri, Beloniformes, Belonidae. The coding region runs from base 49 to 1038 and encodes 329 amino acids. Gene Ontology annotation, molecular function: GTP binding.